AUGGCGUCCCAAGUAGAGAAAGAUGAAGAGACAAAGAGGCGUGUAUCGGCGUCCAUGAACAUGGAUGCUUUCACCCUACCCCCAGUGCCUCCAAGGAACCUGAUUGUUCCUCCAUCUCCCAUUAGCCCUCCCCAAUCUCACAAAGAAGCCAUCGUUCUACCAAAGGAUGACGAUCUUCCUCAUGACAGCGACAAAAAGCUUUCGCCUAUUCCACCCGACAAACUUGUGGUUCCUCCUUCUCCGUCGGGAAACAGAGAUGCCUCGCUAAAUAAUGUGGCCUUUCCAAAGGCCAGACCAAAGACUACUAGUACUCCACCAAGAUCACCUCUGGUCAACUACCCACAACAAAGCAUAGUUCCUGCCAAGGCAGAAGCCACGCAAAGACCAUCCUUACCCCUGUUGCCUUUGACCAUGAACUCAUUGGAACAUCGCAGAUUGGGGGAGCAAAAGCGCAUGUCCCUACCGGGGUAUCCUUCUCCACACCGACCAUCGUUGCCGCCAUCGUCUCCUCACCGGCCGCAGCAACAGCAACAACCAUUACAGAAUCCAAACACUCCAGCAGGGGAAGGUCAGAAACGGCGUCUCUCCUUAUCAGAAGCUCUCGCUGCCAGAGACGGACCGAGCAUCGCCACUCCUUCGUCUUCUCCAACUUCCAUGCAUCAUCACAAGCUACUAGGAGAGAAAAAGACCCAACGAGUCUCUCUCCCACCCUCUGCAAAACUGGGGCAGGCCUCUCCAUCAAGUAUGAUUGCACAGCAGCAGCCACCCAGUACUCCCUCUCGCAAGUCUGUGGUCUCUACUCCUCCAUCCACUCCUGGAGGUGGUCAUCGCCACAAGCUUGGAGACAAAAAGAAUCAGAGAGUCUCACUCCCUCCUUCUGCACAUUUGGGACAGUCCUCUCCGACAAGUUUGAUUGCCCCGCAUCCACCCAGUACUCCCUCUCGCAAGUCUGUUUCGACUCCUCCAGCAACCCCAGGAGGUGGCCAGCGCCACAGGCUGGGAGACAAAAAGGCCCAACGAGUCUCACUCCCACCCUCUGCAAAAUUGGGACAGUCCUCUCCCACAAGCAUGAUCCAGCAGCAGCCACCCAGUACUCCCUCUCGCAAAUCUGUCGUUUCUACUCCUCCAGCAACCCCAGGAAGUGGUCAUCGCCACAAGCUGGGAGACAAAAAGAAUCAGAGAGUCUCCUUGCCUCCCUCUGUAAACUUGGCACAGACAUCCCCAUCCUUCAAGCCACCACAGCCAAAUCAUCGACUGGGAGACAAGAAGCACCGAGCCUCGUUGCCUGCCUCGUUGCCCACAUCGUCAGAUGUCCCCGUGUCACAUCAUCGGAAACUUGGAGAAAGGAAGAGUCAUCGGCAAUCGCUGCCAAACUCCAGCAUCGCGGCCGAUGCAAUUAUGACUUCCUCCAGUAGAUCUCUUCGCAGCAACGCAAGUGCCCACGAUGAUUUGCCGCGCAAAGGACUUCGCAAUAAUAGUCUGCAGCAGCAGUACCGGUCCCUUCCAGACAUUUCUGGCCCUGGAGCGUUCUUUGUCCCGGCUGCACUCAUGGGAGCCGACGACACUACGAGUGAUAUGCAGCAGCAGAGUUCUACAUUUAUCAACACAGAUUGCAACGACGAGAUGGUCGACAUGGAACAAGGAACGAGCAACAAUGACCUGUCAGAGAAGACCGACACUGGGAAUGAGGAGAUCGAGGAAGAAGAAUAUCGGUUGAGCGCUGCCUUUUCCGUCCCGCCGCCUCCUCCUUCUCCCAGAAGUAGCCCUCCUCGACGAGCUCCAGCUGCUGAGACAACCGACCAAGAUGAAGGCCCCCCCAAGCGUCGACCCUGUGGAGGAUUCAGAGCUCCUUGGUGGUGCAAUGUGGUUGUACCACUGAUUCUCGCAAGUGGUAUCGCAGCUGUGGUGAUUGUCAUUAUCAAGAGCACGGGAGUAAUGACAAACGGUGGUGAUGCCCCAGCACGCCCUUCUUCGGGACAAGUGAUCCGCAUAUUCCAACCAGGGACAGCCCCAAACUAUACCGUAGAAGCUUGGAAAGACCCCAGUUCACCUCAGUCGAAGGCCAGAGAAUGGUUGCGAGCCGACCCCAACAUUGGUUCUUACAGCCAGGACCGAAGGCUCCAACGAUUUGCUCUGGCUAGUCUUUACUAUGCAACCAACGGAAACCGAUGGCGGAAUGCAACCAAUUGGUUGAACCACUCCGUCCACGAAUGCCUUUGGUUCUCGGCCCGUCCAAGCAACAAUGCUGAUGUAGGUACAACGAGCGCAUUUCAGCUGGCCACCAACAGUAGCAGCGUCCAAAUCAAGGCUGCCAAGGCAAUCACCUGCAAUGACAAGCUUGAAUACGAACACCUGCUCUUGGCUUCGGAUUCCUUGCGGGGUACCCUUCCGCCUGAGCUCUCCCUCCUAUCCUCCCUUGUUCACAUUGACUUGGAAAGAAACAAGGUCUUCGGACCAGUGCCGACCGAGAUUGGUGCAUUGGCAAAGCUUACGGAUCUUUCACUGUCUGACAAUGAGCUGGAUGCCUCCAUCCCCAGUGAAUUUGGGCUGCUCUCUAACUUGGAACGUCUCUACCUGCGUCAAAACCAGUUUGUCGGAACUCUACCCGAGCAGUUGGCCGAGUUGACUCUUCUGAAUGAUUUGCACCUUUCGUCUCUCAUGUUCUUGGGCUUUGCCAUGAACUCACUGAACACUACGUUUCCCACGGAGUUGGCAAGACUAACCAAUCUUCAGACUCUGCUUGCAACGUCGAGCGGAAUCCGGGGAAGCAUCCCUACGCAGGUCGGAGAAAUGACAAGCUUGGUGGCAUUGGCCGUUGCCGCCAACAGGCUUACCAAUAAACUGCCAACCGAGAUUGGAAACCUCUCAAAUCUAAAGUGGAUCUAUUUGUAUUCCAACCAACUCUCUGGGCCGCUUCCGAGUGAGCUCGGGAACCUUGGGCAUCUCUCCCACUUGCAUACAUACGUGAAUCCCAUCUCUUCCACUAUUCCUUCAGAGAUUGGUCAACUGAGUGGAUUGACAGAGCUCUUGGUAUUUGAGUCAUUGUUGUCUGGAGAAAUCCCUUCCGAGAUUGGUAACCUGCAAAAGUUGGAGUGGCUCAACAUCGGGGACACCUCGAUCACAGGAACGUUUCCAAACACAACGUGCGCUCUAGAAUCGUCUCGACAAUUGAAAGUCACGGCAGACUGCAACAGGGAGGACCUCAUUUGCUGCGGAUGA
Messenger RNA from Seminavis robusta, 3219 nucleotides. The record is from the annotation of a GenBank genome assembly. NCBI's taxonomy places the organism in Eukaryota, Bacillariophyta, Bacillariophyceae, Naviculales, Naviculaceae.